AUGCCUCCCAAAUCAAAUGGAGUCAAGACCGAGCCCAAAAAAGCUCAUCAAGAUGAUGAUAUACAAGUUGUUAAUACAGUGAUUUCAUGUCUUGAUAUAAUUUCAAGACAACGUAUAAACAAAGGUGUUAAAUCAACAAGAUGUACACAUAUUAGUUGUUUUGAUUUAUCAAGUUUUUGUGAAAUCAAUAGUAUUCCACCAUCAUAUUAUGAAAAGGAUAAAGUUGAAUUCAAUGAAAGACCAACAAGGUAUGAAGCUAAGAAAAUUGUUCAAGAAAUUAAAGAUGAUCAAACAAAUUCAAAUUCAGAUGCAUUAUUCCAAUUGAAAUUAAAUGGGAAAAAUGUAACGUUACAUGCAAGGAAAUUAACAGGGAAAAGGAAAGAUUUUGGUAAAGAACUUCGAUGUCCAAUUUGUAAUGUUAAGUUUUUACAAAAUGAACUCAUAGCUGAUGAUUUUAUGAUUACCUUAUUGAAAAAUGUACCCAGUGAUGUUGAAAGUAUUGAAAUUGAUGAAAGUAUGAUGGUUAAGCUAGUCAAAGAAAAAACACCUUUUGAAUCUGAAAAAGUAGUUGAAGUUUUAGAUAUAGAAUCUGAAUCUGAAUCUGAAAAUUUAAAAAAAUCAAGAAGAACUAGAAGAAGGAGAUCAGGUAAUAAUAAUGAUAACAAUAACGAUCAUGAGGAUGAGGAUGAAGAAGAUUCAGAUGAUGAGCCAAUAAGCUCUCAAGUAAGAAGAAGUAAAAGACAUAAAAAUGUUAUAAAAAUUGUUGAAAUGAAUGAUGAUGAAGAUGAAGAUGAUAAAGAUGGUCUUGCUUAUGACAGCUUAGAUGAAUUGUUCAAUGAUAAAAUUAAUGGAACUUCUUCACAUAAAGGAACUCAAGAUGAUCCUUUAGUUAUAGAUUAG
Molecule: messenger RNA, 900 nt
Organism: Hansenula ciferrii
Lineage: Eukaryota; Fungi; Ascomycota; Saccharomycetes; Phaffomycetales; Wickerhamomycetaceae
Product: E3 SUMO-protein ligase
Exons: 1
Coding region: 1-900 (299 amino acids)
Biological process (GO): protein sumoylation
Molecular function (GO): SUMO ligase activity
Source: RefSeq, a predicted model, not a curated record